AUUCAUUUAAGGUAAUAGGACUGUACCAUUGCUAGCAUGAGGCAGUGAUUCAUACUUGAUACAUUCUUUCAAAUUAAUUGUUCACUGUUCAAGAAAAAUGGGAAGAAAAUGAAUCCAAUUUGAAUGUUUUCUUAAAGUAGUCCAUUAAAUGUGAUUUGCCUAAUUUAAAUAACAUAUUUAAUGUCAUUAUGUGCAGGUAGGGAUGGGAUAGGUUGACAUAUUUGACCACACCUCCUGUAUUUUGGUGGGGCUCUUAGCUGGACCACUACAAAUACUUGAAUCACUCCUGCAAGCUCCAGACCUGCAUCCUCCCCGGGUCCCUUUCCACAGGCAACAGCAAGCAUGAAUCCAAACAUUUGGAGCAAAGGUAUGUAUCCUUCCAGCAGCAUUUGUCUUGACGGCUGCACCACAGAGCACCUCUCCUCCUUUCAGCCAGACCCCGUGCUGUCAAACUCAGAUGUGUCAGGUGUUCCUGUGUCUUCACACAAAGACGGCGAGGACAUAAAGAUGCUCCCGGAGAAUGCCUAUUACAGCAGCAAUGAUGCUGGUUCAAGUCUGUUUUGCUCUGGCCAGCUGGAGCUCAGUCCAUCCAGAGACGGCACCACUGGACAUUUACCCCCCAGGAGACACCUGUCUCCUGCUCCGACUUCUUGUGGUCACCCUGAGUGGAACUUAAACAGUGGCCGUCAAGCAAAACGUGCCAGGGUAGAGAAUAUCAUCAAAGGCAUGACCAGCUCAAGUCAGGAUGUGGAGUCAGGCGGCAUGCAGGAAAAUGAAAGGAUUCAGGAUCAGGAGCAUGUGGAAAGAAGCCAGAUGACGAGAAAUCUCCUUGAGAGUCAGCAUCAGCACCUCAGACAGCUCAGAACAAGGUUCGGCCAUGUGGACGAAACAGCUGACACUACGGACAGCAGCAAGGACAGGAAAUACCCCACCUGGAACCAUUCUUCUGAAACAUCUCCAAGGGAGGCAUUCACAGAUUCUCACAGCGAGUCUGAGAGCAGCUCAAGUAGAAAAUAUCAAGGAUGGAAGAAGAUGAAGCUGAUGAACUACUUCCAAUCCAAACCUGAGAGAUUAAAGCUGAUGGCGGAUGUCUUAAAGUACGAACUGUCCAGAGCUGUCAGCAGGAGCGUCGACUCUAUUUUCAAAAGCAUGCCACUUCUACAGACAUCACUAAACGACGAGGGGAGCAUAGAAACAGAUACGCCUCUUCAGCCAUCUGUAGGUAAAGAUGAUACAUUAAGACUUUCCUGUUGCACCAAUACAGAGGUGCAAGUCCCAAAAGUUCAGACUGAAGCUCUGUCUCUGGUUGUGCAAAAGCCUCGACUGGAAAGAGCUGACAAGUUCAUCUUUCAGUCCAGAUCAAGAGCUCAGCAUCAUCCCAAACCUUCAGUCCCCUUCACUUGUGACUCCACUCACAACACUGCCCGUCCACAUGCCCUCAGGUGUUUGCACGAUGGAUGCUCCGAAGUGGGUCAAGCAAAGUUUGGCAGACGUUGGAAUUCGGUCAAAGUGAGAUCGAAGGUCAACUCCAGGUCCAUCAGAAGCCCACAGACUGUGUCGGUGGAUCCAUUGCUGCUGGAAAGCCUGUGUCUCCCUCAUGUCAAGAUCGAGUCUGAUUGCCUGAAGAAUAACCUCUACAUGCUGAAUGAGGGUCUGACCACAAAUCACCUGAAGAAAGCAAAGCUCAUGUUCUUCUACACUCGUUAUCCGAGCUCGCUGGUGCUGAAGAUGUGUUUCCAUGAUGUGCAGUUCACGCGCUGCAUCACCUCCCAGCUCAUCAAGUGGUUCAGUAACUUCAGGGAGUUCUACUACAUCCAGAUGGAGAAGUUCGCCCGGCACGCUCUCGCAGAAGGAGUGGUCGACGUGAGGGGUCUGACUGUGGGGAGAGAAUCAGAACUUUUCAGGGCUCUAAACAUGCACUACAACAAAACCAACGACUUCCAGGUCCCUGACAGAUUCCUGGAAGUUGCUGAGAUUACAUUGAGAGAGUUUUACAUUUCAAUUUCAGUGGGAAAGGAUCGAGAUCCGUCGUGGAAGAAAGCGAUCUACAAAGUUAUCUGUAAACUGGACAGUGAUGUACCAGCUGAAUUCAAAAGUCAUCACGCUGGAUGAGAACCAACCAGGAGACAUCAUGUGCCACAGUGGUUACCGUCACAAUGUGGACUUACUCAUGCCUUGAUCAGCAAACUAUUAGUUUCUGAUGAAGAGCAUACGUCAUUGUAAAACAGGUGACUGCAUGUCUCCAAUAUGGCAGACUGAUGUCUGAGUUUAUCAACUGUCUGUUAUUGUCGCAUCAUAAGGUUGUUUUGUCAUAUGUAUUUUGCUAUAUAAAUCACAUUAUGUAGCAAUAACACAUAUUCUUAUUGAUUGAAAUGUCUUUUAGUCCAACACUGAACAUUUUCUGAUUUUUGGGAGACAUUUUUCUCUAAGUAGUACAAAAUAAUGUCCACAGCACGUGAGAAAAACAUGUUUAAUAUUCAGCAGAGCUCAUUAUUACCAAGCUGUAUUUAUGUACAGGAUAUAUAAAAUGGAAAUUAAAUGAAUUCAAAAAUUGCUGAAUUAGUACACGAUGUCUGUUGUAGCAGUGGUUCUGUUUCUCUUCCAUACUCACCAUUCAGAUCCAUCCAUCCACUUUCCAUGUGACACACUGUGGCUGGUUCUCCUUCGCAAAUCAAACAGGCCUUCAUCAUCCAUUCUGUGUGCUUCGGUCAUAAUGAUCCUUGUUUCCUCUCAUUACUCCCGUAACAGUGUUGAUAAUCCAGAGGAAAAUUUUCCAUGAGUGAAAAUCUUGGACCCCUUUGUUUCACAAGUGGACCCUUUGUAAAUGUAAAAUUUAUAUCAAAAACACCUGCUCCUUAAUAACUGCAGUGUGCACAUAUGCAUUUGUGCUCUCAACAGCCCAUUCACUGAAAAACUGCUGGCACUGUACAUUUCUGCAAACCACAAAUAUGUCAUAUUUGCAUGUUUCAUAUGUAUCAUAUUGUUUCUCAAGUGAUGUCAUAUGUAAGCUGAAUGUGGGCAAGACACCUGUCAAGCUGCAGACCACUGAUUGAGACCAACAAACAACAAAACCAGUGAUUUAGCGACCCAUUGCUGCUUUUUCCAGCUGAUUUUUAGGCAAGAAGAGUGGUUGUUUUUUACUGAAGCAUUGCUGCCUUUCCUACUGAGACUGUGCCCCCCAAACCAGGCAUUUCAGGCCAAAGCAUGAGCUUUACUAACCAUAACCAAGUAGUUUUUGUUUCACCCUAUCCGCUACAUAAUGAUGAAAAUGUAACGCAUCUGUGGUUUGCAGAAACAUUUUUUCUGGAGAUUGGGUUGGUCAACAAUGAGUGACAACAAGGGUCAAAGGUAUAUUCUAGUAUACAUCAAAGCAACAUUAUGCAACUUUUUCAAGAAAAUUUAAUUACCUUAAAUAGCAGCUUCAAAAUCAUUUAAAUGCUACACUUACAAAAGGGAGAAUGGUGCAUCUUUUACUCUGUACCCUGAACGCUUUACCGCACUACAUUACACACCAGAAGUAAGCUCUAAGAAGAAGCUAGCUUGGUUUUGUUGUCCUCAUAUACCCUUAGCCAUGCACAAAUUUAACUUUGUAAGUGAGCAAUCUAAUGCAGCGUUGCAAACUGUUUAUACUGUCCUGACGUAAACUGUACAUGGACGUCGGAACUAUUUUCUGGGGGGGGCAGGAUUUUUGUUGGGAGGGGCGGGGGAAGCACGCACACUUAUCAAUGAUUAACGAUUUGAUUUGAAGUUAUUUUAUAAUAACAUGCAGUUAUAAGAGAACUAGAAUGGAUGAACACGGCAUCUUUAUUGUUAAGAAAAUUAAACUUUGAUAACUAAAUCAAGCCAUUUAAGGAACAUAACAGCAUUAUUUGUAACCUUGAAUGAAAAAAAGAAAAGUCUGUGCUCCUGACUCAAGGCUUUUUUAUGCAUUUCCAAAAUUGGACCUUCUCUCAGCUGACCUACUGAUGAAGAUUUUAAGCAGGGUCGAGACAUCACUUUCAUCCAUAAGGUCACUGUGAGCGUUCAUAAUGGCCAAAUGUGUUAGUCUCUCCUGCGUCAUGGUGUUGCGCAGCCAGGUUGGGAUGGGAAGGGAUGCGCACGCCCCGCACCCCUAGUUCCGACGUCUAUGAAAUUGUAGUGAUCUGUCUCACAAUUAAUGGGAAAACAAGAACAAUAUGGCAGCAGAGUGUACAUCCCUGUUAAUGUCCAGUGUUUCCCACAAACUGAAUUAGAUGUGCUGGCCCGCCACAAUAUCAACACUGACCGCUAUAUCAAUUUUCUUUUUUCUCUUUAUUUACUACUAAUACAAGUACUACUUUUAAAAUGGGUACAUUUAACUGCGUACAGUACACUGAUUCGCUCUGCCCCUCCUUGCCCCGUUCUUGGGUUCUCUCUAUGUUUAUCAGGCUACAAAUGAGAUAAGAAUCAGCUAGCUAGUGCAACCUGCAGUCCCUCCACCUCACUCACUGCUGCUUGGGGGCUACUUUGCCGGGAGGAGAGUGGGCGGCAGCCCUAGAGAUGAGCCUAAAAUUCAGCAAGUGCAAAUCCCAGCGCCGGGGGUCACAGCGAUGGGCAGCGGCAUAGCUGGGUCUUAUCUGUGUAACAGCAGCAACAGAAAGUUUGCUGAUCCAGCAGGGAGUUGGAGCGGUGUGGGAUGAACCCCCCGGCAUCUGGGUCUUCACUGGCUGAAUCUGAGUUGCUACAGGACAUGAAGAUUGUCCACGUAUAAAUUUGCAGCCAUUUCUGAGCUUUUUUUCAGAGACAGAUAAAAAUAAAAGCAUAUCAUUUGAGUUCUUUUUCAGUUAAAUCAACAUUAUGGUAAAUGGGCUUUGAUGUGCAUUAGUGAUCACAUAUAAUAAUAAUGAGCUGAAUGUGGUACCAAUAACUUUUUUGCAUCUUUAGUUUGAAUGUAAUGUAAUAUAACAGCAAGAUUAAAAAUUUGUAUUCAAAUAAGACAUAAAAAUCAAAUUACCAUUUUUGUUUUUAAAAAGCCACUGUUGGCUUAACUCAUUAUUGAGGAAACCAGGCUUUAAUCACUUGAACCCCAAUGUCCCUAGUAGACUUUAUCUCCUUAUUUGACAAAUUUGUUAUCUUCGUAAACAGUCUUUGACAAUCCUGUGAACCUCUCAAACCUACAGGAGAUAAACAUUACAGACCACAUCAACCACCACAGUGAGAUGGUCCUUUUCAGUUACAUCACAUUACAAUUUCUUACACUCACAUUCAUUCAAGCCACAAGUUCAGCGAAAGAAAAUGCUGCAAAAAGCACAUUUGUCACAAAAAAUACACUAGUCUGAUUUUAAACUCUUAGGACUCUUAAAGAUGGCAGCUUCUUUUUAGGUGCAAUUACGUCACAGUAUUGUAUAUUUAAAAGUUUAAAUUAUUUCUAUAUAAAAAAAAAGGAAAAAAUGGCUAACACACCACCAUUAAGUGUAAAACUGGGGAUUGGGAUUUGAUAAACUAGCAUACAAAGUUUUACACUGAAAUUUACUUAGGUGUACGGAGUUGCUCCGCAUCACAGAAAGUUCAUGUUACCAUUUAUUCUUGCAGUGUCAUUCUCCUCACUUAACCAUGCAGUGAUAACAUGUUACCAGUCUUCCUUAAAGGGUAAGUUUCAUAUUUUUCAACCUUGUCUAAAUGGAGUCUGGUGAGUUUGGUGAUAGCAAUUUUGAGGCUGUUUCUGGUUAAACAAAAAUAAUCUUACUCUUCAACAAAAAGGUCUAUGUUGUCAGACACUGAGAAUAAUAAUCUGAGCCUGUCAGUGGCAAAAACAAACACUUUCAGUGGACGUAAACUGACAGUGCACAACUGCCCCAAGUGUUUACAUUGCAGCCUGUUUUGCCGCUGCUGGCUGCAGCGCUCGCAUUCAAUACUGGGCCAGUUUAAAAAAAACUGCUCCCAUAAGUCACUUACAAACAAAAACAUGGGAUCAUAGUGCCAGGUUAAAAAUUACUGAACUUACCCUUUAAAAAAAAAUUCACAUUGGCUAAACGAGUGAAGUCAGACAGAUGUCAAUAAUUAUUCUUCAGGCCAUUG
Epinephelus fuscoguttatus (brown-marbled grouper) is the source of this 6036-nucleotide messenger RNA. Its product is annotated as prospero homeobox protein 1-like. The record is from RefSeq and is a predicted model, not a curated record. Bases 343 to 2112 code for a protein of 589 amino acids. The transcript has 5 exons. Lineage: Eukaryota; Metazoa; Chordata; Actinopteri; Perciformes; Serranidae. Gene Ontology annotation, biological process: regulation of transcription by RNA polymerase II. Gene Ontology annotation, molecular function: DNA-binding transcription factor activity, RNA polymerase II-specific; RNA polymerase II cis-regulatory region sequence-specific DNA binding. Gene Ontology annotation, cellular component: nucleus.